Messenger RNA from Saccostrea cuccullata (small rock oyster), 1763 nucleotides. RefSeq lists its product as uncharacterized. The transcript has 4 exons. The record is from RefSeq and is a predicted model, not a curated record. The coding region runs from base 54 to 1676 and encodes 540 amino acids. Gene Ontology annotation, molecular function: 2-oxoglutarate-dependent dioxygenase activity. NCBI's taxonomy places the organism in Eukaryota, Metazoa, Mollusca, Bivalvia, Ostreida, Ostreidae.
CAACAGCCGGAAAUUUCUCACGAAUCUGUCGUUGUGAAAUGUAGAAGCUAGACAUGGGAAAAGAAAGCGUUAGAUUAAGGAAAUUGAAGGUUAAUUUUUGGGCAAACAUCUUUUGCUUCAUAUUAUGUUGUGUUCACGCACUAUCAAGCUGUCUUUCUCCUGAAUCUGUCCUCGAAACUGCACAUUCAACUUGUAUUGUUGCUCUCGUGACUAACAGUUGUGAAAUUGAUAAUCAAAUUUAUGACAAUUCCCAAUUUUCUGACCUUAAACAGUUAUUGAUACGUAAAGAUUUAGGAAUUCUAGUGGGGUAUAUUGACAUAAAUAGUAAGUGGCCCGACGGGAAACAAUUUCACGGUGAAGGGGUAGAGGCAGGAAAAAUUGUCUUAUUUAAGAAAGUCCCGAAGGAUCGAACAUGUCUACUGCCAUCUCCAUCUCAGAAGAGCUUGGUCCCGCUUAUUUUUAAUGGUGUGAAUGGACUGACAACUCUAAUAGACUUUGUCAAUGAUGGAUGUCAUACCUACAUGUCACCAACUGGGGGUCCUUCUAUUGAGGGGCUACAUAAAGAGGAAAUCCACAGAACAAGAUUUUAUGUUCAAAAUAUUUCAGACGUGCAAUCAAAAGAUGUGUUUCAACCAGUGAAUCAGAAUUGUAAAGUUAUAGAUCAACCCUGUUCAUCAGACAAUCAUAAUUUUCAUGUUCACAACAAUAAACCUAAAAUUCCAGAGUGCGAGAGAAUAGAUUUUCCUUCCAAGGAUGACUUUUUCCAUAAUUAUGUAAAAAUAUCAAAGCCAGUGAUAUUCAAAAAUGUUUUAAGAGACUGGCCAGCUUUUACAAAGUGGACAAACAGAUAUUUCCGAGAUAAAUUUGGGAAAAAUGAUGUCCAUAUCAAGUUGACACCCUUGGGUGAAUACGAAGGAGUUGAGCCACGAUAUAUGUGGGAAAAUCACGAAAAGUUUGAGAUUCCCAAAUCAGUAGAAGAUCAGUUGCCCUUUCCUGACUUAGUAGUUGUUAGACCGGCCACUAAGAACAUGAAUUUCUCAAAUUUCAUGGAUAUAGUUGAAGGAGUAUCCAAUGGGACUAUUAAUGAUAUGUCGGCAUAUCUGGAGUAUUCCUCCAUUCCCGAUCACCUGCCAGAACUAGAGGAGGAUAUAAGAGAAGAUUUACUAUUCAAAGGGCUCCUAAAGAGAAAACAUCUAAAUAUAUGGCUAAGUGAUGGAAGAACUUUGGGAAAGCUGCAUUUUGAUCAAUUUGACAAUCUACUUUGCCAGAUAAGUGGAAAAAAGCAGGUGAUUUUGUUUGAUCCUCACAACAAUCAUCAGAUGUACGAGGGACACAUUCCAGAGGCAAUCCUGUCCUACGAUCAGACCUCCAAUACAUUCCACCGUCGCCAUCUACUGGAAAGCACGUCCAUGGUUAUGUCCCCUGUUGACAUCCAGAAUCCAGAUUAUUCUAGGUUUCCACUGUUUGGAGAAACUUACCCCAUGAACUGCACAAUAGAAGAAGGCGACAUUCUGUACAUGCCUUCAUUUUGGUGGCAUGAAGUCCAGUCCUUUCCCAACAAAACAGCAGGAAGAAACCUUGCCAUCAACUUUUGGUAUGAUCCAUUUCUAGUGAGAGAAUUCCCUUGCCCAGAAUGUCAGCUUGAUGUAAACCCACAAUACAGACAUUUAUUAUGAUAUACAUGUACUAGUAUUAGAAUUACAUUUAAUUGUCUCAGAUAUCUCAAUCUUCAUUUUUAAAUAAAUUGAUUAUUUUUUAUUAUU